AUGGCGACAACUACAGUCCCCAAAUGGGUCGCCGACCUGAACAACCCACCACAGGCCAAGUCCAAGCCUGGUGGCAUCGCCGACCCUCCGGCCUUUCCGUCUACUUCGUAUACCAAGGCUACGGGAUCAAAGAAGCAAGUAGCUCAAGCCCCCGCCCGCAAAGCGCCUACCCCCGAGGAAACAGAUACGCUCAAGCUCAAGAAGGCCUGGGAAGUUGCUCUGGCGCCCGUGAAGCAGCUACCCAUGACCGCCAUCAUGAUGUACAUGUCCGGCAACUCGUUACAAAUCUUCAGCAUUAUGAUGGUAUUCAUGGCUUUCAAGAACCCCAUCAUGGGCGUUCUGGGUACGAACCAGGCCUUCGAGCGCUUCGAGAGUGAUGGGAACAAGGGAAAGAUGCUGCAGGCAAAGUUGGCAUAUGUUGCGAUGCAGCUUGUGGCGUUGGCAUUGGGUGUCUGGAAAGUGAAUGCCAUGGGAUUACUACCGACGACAAGAUCAGACUGGUUGGCGUGGGAAGCACUACGAGAGCCUAUAGAACACGCUGUAUUUGCGCUAUAA
Truncatella angustata is the source of this 555-nucleotide messenger RNA. RefSeq lists its product as uncharacterized. Gene Ontology annotation, cellular component: EMC complex. The record is from RefSeq and is a predicted model, not a curated record. Gene Ontology annotation, biological process: protein folding in endoplasmic reticulum. Lineage: Eukaryota; Fungi; Ascomycota; Sordariomycetes; Amphisphaeriales; Sporocadaceae. The transcript has 3 exons. The coding region runs from base 1 to 555 and encodes 184 amino acids.